Molecule: messenger RNA, 976 nt
Organism: Aspergillus steynii IBT 23096
Lineage: Eukaryota; Fungi; Ascomycota; Eurotiomycetes; Eurotiales; Aspergillaceae
Exons: 2
Coding region: 127-486 (119 amino acids)
Biological process (GO): mitochondrial outer membrane translocase complex assembly; protein insertion into mitochondrial outer membrane
Cellular component (GO): mitochondrial outer membrane
Source: RefSeq, a predicted model, not a curated record
CCGCAUUCCAUCCUCGUCCAAGCGGUAGGCAGGCCACUGCUUGAUUCCAUCUGACUCCCUCCGCCCAACAUCGGUCCAGAACCACAACCCGACCAACCCAACCCAACCCAACCCAGCCUCUCCACCAUGUCCUUCCCAUCCCCCUCCGCCUCCAACCCGUCCCUCACCACCUCCGCCUACAUGGUCUCCUCGCGGGACCACUACUCCGACGAAGAUGUCGCCUCUCUCCCCUCCGAAUCCACCUCUGCCUCAGAUCUCGACUCCCUCUCAGACGACUACUCCGACGCCGAAGAAGAAUGGCGCGAAAGCAUCGAGCAAUUGGAGCUCCUCCUGACCAUGGUCCUGGUUCCGUUCGUGGGGAAGUACUUCGGGAGGAAAUGUGCUUAUUGGGGCUGGACCAGAUUCAUGGAAUGGAAAUACCCCGUCGAAGUGGUGAUGAAGAACCCAUCGGAAUAUAAGGCAACGGGAGUCCUUGCGUCGCUAUGAGCUGGAUACCUCCCACCAAAAUAUCACGGACUCUGCGCCCUUUCCAGAGACAGCGAGAGGUUUAUAUAUUCGUCAUUCCUAGGUUUCUUUCUCCUGUGCAUGAGCCAUUUCCGUUCCUGUGAUCCAUACAUAAUGAUACCCACCCCCGCCUUCUCCGUCGGAGGGCGAUGAUAAACCUCCUUGUCUUCUUGGUUGCCUCUCCCCCUACCUCUCUGGUUUGCUGCUGGCCAGUUAGUGUCAACUGCCUGCGAUAUCUUUAACAGAUUGUGAUCUAGAGGCCCUGGCUUAUCUGGGUGCACCGUCGAGGACUUCAAGGGCCAGGUUCGCAUCGGGAACAUUGCAGAUACUUGGCCGCCCAACAAGUUCCUGGUUCGAGGACAAAAAUGCUGGUUAACUUGAUUUUGUUUAGCAAUAGAGCGUACUAUGGGAUACAGCUAUACCUAAUUCAACAUUAUUGAAUAGAAUCAAGACUAUAUAUGAGAACGCUGAC